AUGCAAUUCUCCAAGCUUGUUGUCUCUGCUGUUGCCUUUGUCGGUCUGGCUAGCGCACAAAACGCCUCGAACCAGACCACGACGGGCGGUGCCGCCGCGCUCGGCGGCUCCAACGCGGCCUUGAGCGCCGGCGUCGUCGGCGCUGCCGCCGCCGGCGCCUUGGCGUUCCUGUUCUGA
This is a messenger RNA of Torulaspora globosa, 177 nucleotides long. RefSeq names its product Hor7p (gene HOR7). NCBI's taxonomy places the organism in Eukaryota, Fungi, Ascomycota, Saccharomycetes, Saccharomycetales, Saccharomycetaceae. The record is from RefSeq and is a predicted model, not a curated record. Bases 1 to 177 code for a protein of 58 amino acids. The transcript has a single exon.